AAACCGAAGCUGAUAAAAAAAUCGAAACUGAUGACAAAACCGAAGCUGGCGUGAAAACCGAAACUGGUGAGAAACCCGAAACUGGUGAGAAAACCAAAACUGAUGAGAAAAUUGAAACUGACGAAAAAACCGAAGCUGGUGAGAAACCCGAGAAAACAACUCCACAAAAUUCAUCGACGACUGCGUGCGAUAAAAGAUUUCAACAAGAUCCAAUUUUUCAAAAACAUCUUCCGAAAGGACUUUGCUCGGUGUUGAAAUGUUGGCUGUCAAAUGAUACAAUAGAUACAGAUCAAAAAGAAAUCUUUCGAAGUAGCACUGAAUUUCUUCUUCAAUCUACUAAAACAGAUCCUGAUGCUAAAGAAUGGAUUAAUCAAGAAACUGAAUUAAUUGAUCUUACGGACAAAUGCUUACAAAACAUAGCAUCAGAUGGUCAUCAUCUUGGUACUGAUGAUUCGAAAGAUCCAAAUUUACAACUAUUCGAUUGCCUUAUUCAAGCAUUUCAACAUGCUCAAUGUAAACAAUUAGCUGAUUCACUUAUUAAAUGUAUUACGAGCCAUUAUUACAUAGAUGCUGUACGUAGUCUAAAUGAUCCCAUUGCAACAUCGUUGAACACUACACAAGAAUUUCUUCUUGUUACUUGUCCAAAAUAUAUUGUUCUUUGUGAUAAAACUAAAAGUUAUUCUUCAAAAAUAUCUAAUGAAAUAUUAAAUCAAUUUAAUGAAGCAUUGACAGAAUUGCUUCCUCAUGUCGAGAAAUGGACAGCACCAGUUAUGUUCUGUUUGGUUUAUCCUUUAAAAUUCAUUUUACCACAAAUUCGUUCAUCGUCAUAUGAACGUAGAAAACCUUUGUAUGACAUUGUUCUCAAUCUCAAUCUACAUCUACCAGACAGUGAUCCAACUAAUGAAGAAGCACGUAACAAACUAAUUUAUGUAUUACUUUGUGUAUUGAUUGAAAUAGUUCGAUCGGACAGAAAAUUAUCAAAUCAAUUGAAAAAUGAAACAGAAGAAAAAGCCGAUUUAGUUAAAAUAUUAGUUAGUUUAUCAAAAAUCGAAAACGGAAACGGAAACAACGAACAAAUCAACCUAAAAGCAGUAGAAUUAAUAUCAUUAUUAGUGCCAGAAGACGAAUUACUUAAAGAAAAUAGCACAGAAAAAGUUACUGCAUUGUUCAUUAAAAAUUUUAAUGCUGCAGUUCGAAGUGGAAACGCUGAUAAAGCUGAUGCAGCUUUAAAAGGAUUCAAGGAUUUAAUACAAAACGAUGACGUUAAAGAAGAAGUUAUGAAACAAGAUGCAUUACCAUCGAUAAUUAAAUUUGCAAAAGAAAGUAUAGAUGAUCCGUUACCAUUGGAAGUUGUAUAUUCCAUGGCAUUCAAUAAAGACGGAAACAAAGUUAUUCGUGAGGAUAAAGAGUUUGUUGAUCAUGUAAAAGAAUUAUUAGACGCUGAAAUACAAGAAGUUGCAAAAAUCGCACAUGGUAUAAUGUGGAAAAUAGAAGGGGAACAAAAGUUUGAACAAAGAAAACUGGAGAAAAUGAAAAAAAAGGAAGAUGAAAAGAACCAGAAAAAAGAUGAAAAAAGUGAGAAAACAGAUGAUGCAAAACCUGCAGCUCCAACAGACAAUACCGCGGAAAAAGAACCGGAUCAAUACCAUAUGAUGAUUUCAUACUGUUGGGCACAACAGCCACUAUGCCAUAGAAUUAAUGAUCGUCUUGAAAAGGAUGGCUAUAAAGUUUGGUUAGAUCGAGAUGAAAUGCGAGGAUCAAUCAUUGAAAGUAUGGCUGAAGCUAUUGAAAAUUCAAAAUUUGUACUCCUUUGUAUGUCAAGUAACUAUAAGAAGAGUAUUAAUUGUAAAGCCGAAGCUGAAUAUGCAUUCAAUCAGCAUAGUAAAAUAAUUCCACUUAUUGUCGAACCAAAGUAUAAAGCCGAUGGAUGGUUAGGCUUUAUGGCUGGUUCAAAAAUUUAUGUUGAUUUUGCUGAUAAAGAGGAUGAAGAAUUCGAAAAAGCAUAUAAUUUAUUGAUAGAAGAACUGAAACGAAAUGGGCUAGAUGAUAAAGAUGAAGAUCAAGAAAAAAAGGCUGAUCAAACCGGAACAAAUACAGCAUCAAAAAAAGAAGAUUCAAAAAAAUCCGAAGAAUCCGAAAAAAAGGAAGAUUCAAAAAAAUCCGAAGAAUCCGAAAAAAAGGAAGAUUCAAAAAAAUCAGAAGAAGCCGAAGAAAAGGAAGAACCGAAUAAAAAAGAGGAAGCCAAGAAAUCAGUAGAAUCAGAAAAAACAGAAAUGCCACAGAAACCUGAGAAAGUCGCUAUUCAAACAAGGCAAUAUUUAAAUAUUCCUGAAGCAUCCAUGUGGAGUAAUCAACAUGUUUUGGAAUUUUUAAUCGAUAAAAAACUUGAUCCAUUAAUACCUAUAUGCGAAUCAAUGGAUGGUGAAGCAUUAAUUGAAUUUCAUGAAUCAUGUAAAACCAUGCCAGACAUCAGGGACAUUUUACUAAAAGGUUCAAAUGAACAACAGGCUGUUCCACUUGGUACCUUGUUUAAUUUUAUCUCCAAAUUAAACAAAUCUUUACCACCAAAACCAGGACGAAAAGUUUAUUUUCAAUACAGAUAUGUUAGUCCACCAGCGAGCCCAACGGAAACAGUAGGAACAAAUGCAGAAAAUAUAUCAUAG
Messenger RNA from Rotaria socialis, 2663 nucleotides. Lineage: Eukaryota; Metazoa; Rotifera; Eurotatoria; Philodinida; Philodinidae. The record is from the annotation of a GenBank genome assembly.